AUGGAUGUGACUUGGUUCCUGUGUCUGUGUGUGUUUUUGGCCGUGGGCCUGAUGGCUUUGUUUGCCAUGCAGCUGAAGCGCAAGGUGUUCGCGCACGGCCCCCGGGAGCCCCCACGCCUCCCGGCGCUCCCGCUCAUCGGCAGUCUGCUGAGCUUGCGGAGCCCGCACCCUCCGCAUGUCCUCUUCAAAGAGCUGCAGGGGAAAUACGGGCCGACGUACUCUCUGAUGAUGGGCUCCCACUGUGUCAUCGUCGUCAACCAUCACGCGCACGCCAAGCAGGUCCUGCUGAAGAAGGGAAAGAUAUUUGCAGGAAGACCCAGAACUGUAACCACCGAUGUUCUGACCAGAGAUGGGAAGGACAUCGCUUUUGGAGACUACAGUGCCACGUGGAGAUUCCACAGGAAAAUAGUCCACGGCGCUCUGUGCAUGUUUGGAGAGGGCUCUGCCUCCAUUGAGAAGACCAUCUCCUCAGAGGCCCGGUCUCUGUGCUCCGUCCUGUCCGAGGCGGCGGCGGCCGGCCUGGCCCUGGACCUGUCCCCCGAGCUGACCCGGGCCGUCACCAACGUCAUCUGCUCGCUGUGCUUCAGCUCCUCCUACCGCCGCGGGGACCAGGAGUUCGAGGCCAUGCUGCACUACAGCCAGGGCAUCGUGGACACCGUGGCCAAGGACAGCCUGGUGGACAUCUUCCCCUGCUUACAGAUCUUUCCUAACGCGGACCUGCAGCUCCUAAAGCAGUGUGUUUCAGUCCGAGACAAACUUCUGCAGAAGAAAUAUGACGAACACAAGGCCGACUACAGCGACCACGUGCAGAGGGACCUCCUGGACGCCCUGCUGAGGGCCAAACGCAGCGCCGAGAACAACAACACGGCGGAGGUCAGCGAGGAGUCCGUGGGCCUCAGCGACGACCACCUCCUCAUGACCGUGGGGGACAUCUUCGGAGCCGGGGUGGAGACCACCACCACCGUGCUCAAGUGGGCCAUCGCCUACCUCAUCCACUACCCGCAGGUGCAGGGGCGUAUCCAGGAGGAGCUGGACAGCAAGGUGGGAGGGGACCGCUGCCCCCAGCUCAGUGACCGAGGCAGUCUGCCCUACCUGGAGGCCACCAUCAGGGAGGUGUUACGGAUCCGCCCUGUGGCCCCUCUGCUCAUCCCCCAUGUGGCCCUCAGUGACACCAGCAUCGGGGAUUUCACCGUGAAGAAAGGAACUCGAGUCAUCAUCAACCUGUGGUCUCUGCACCACGAUGAGAAGGAAUGGAAGAACCCGGAGCUCUUUGACCCCGGUCGGUUCCUGAACAGCGACGGCACCGGUGCCAUCAUCCCGUCGUCCAGCUACCUGCCGUUCGGCGCCGGGGUCCGGGUGUGUCUGGGCGAGGCGUUGGCCAAGAUGGAGCUCUUCCUCUUCCUGUCGUGGAUCCUGCAGCAGUUCACCCUCUCCGUGCCGCCGGGCCACCCGCUGCCCAAUCUGGAGGGCAAGUUCGGCGUGGUCCUCCAGCCGGCCAGGUACAAGGUGAACGCCGUGCCGAGGCCGGCGCGCGCCGACAUGCCGCGGUCUUUCCUGGUGAAGAAGCACAGCGCCAGGAGACCUCCAGCCCACGGGAGGCCGAACCCGGAGACAGCAGUGGCCCCCUGCAGCACCCACGAAGACUCCCGGCUACACGAUGACACCCCCCCCCACCGUCGCUUUCCGGCCCCGAGCCCACGGCUGCAGCCGAGCCCGGUCUCCUCCUCCUCCUCCUCCUGUCCUCUUUCUCCCGUGGCAGAUCGCCUGCGUCCUCCGUCGUCUCCACGCGCCUCCCCUCUCUCCUCUCCGGAGGCUCACGGCGGGCGCUCCGCGGACGCCUCCGAACCCGCCGGAUCCCGCACCCGAGAGGACCCGGACCGCCGACGCGUCGCGGGGGACCGCAGGAGGAGAGAGAGCCUCGCCCCUUCGCCCCUCCCUCUCCUCGCCCUCUUUCCGACCGUUCCUUCCGCCGCCGGCCGCCACGAGUGCUUCGAGUGUUUGGGCCGCCGCAAAGGGCACUCGAGCUUCUCGAGCGUGGCCGAGCACGAGCGGCUCCAGUGCGAGUGGAGCGGCAAGAAGUACUUCAGCUGUAAGUACUGCGAGAAGGAGUACGUCAGCCCGGGAGCCCUCAAGAUGCACAUCCGGACACACACUCUGCCGUGUGUGUGUAAGCUCUGCGGCAAGGCGUUCUCCAGACCCUGGCUGCUUCAAGGACACAUACGGACACACACAGGAGAGAAGCCGUUCUCCUGCCUCCACUGCAGCCGAGCGUUCGCCGACCGGUCCAACCUGCGCGCUCACCUCCAGACCCACUCCGAGGUGAAGAAGUACCGGUGUGCGCGCUGCUUCAAGACCUUCUCCAGGAUCUCCCUGCUCGCCAAGCACCAGGAGGCCGGCUGCCCGCCGUCCUGACAGCCGGCUCCACAAAACACUCUUUCUGUCGAGCUUCACGGGUCCAGAACCACAAGACCGUUUGGACCUGGAUCUGAGUCACUUCAGUGGACAAACUUGUACAUGAAUUUACUUUUUUUUGUAAGGAUUCACAAUCACAGAUUUGAGUCGGCACAACAGUCUCAGUGAUGUUAGAAGUUACUGACUAGAACUAGUGCUGAAGUAGCAGUUAGCCCACUGAUAAUCACGUUGAGAUUAUAUCAUCACAUCCAGUGUUAUGUAAUAAAGUUAUUUUUUGUCUCUACAUUAAA
Messenger RNA from Pseudoliparis swirei, 2702 nucleotides. RefSeq names its product steroid 17-alpha-hydroxylase/17,20 lyase (gene cyp17a1). Gene Ontology annotation, biological process: progesterone metabolic process; hormone biosynthetic process. The record is from RefSeq and is a predicted model, not a curated record. Lineage: Eukaryota; Metazoa; Chordata; Actinopteri; Perciformes; Liparidae. Gene Ontology annotation, molecular function: iron ion binding; steroid 17-alpha-monooxygenase activity; heme binding.